Aphidius gifuensis is the source of this 449-nucleotide messenger RNA. RefSeq names its product ribosome biogenesis protein BRX1 homolog. Gene Ontology annotation, cellular component: nucleolus. Gene Ontology annotation, molecular function: rRNA binding. Bases 57 to 449 code for a protein of 130 amino acids. The transcript has 2 exons. The record is from RefSeq and is a predicted model, not a curated record. Gene Ontology annotation, biological process: rRNA processing; ribosomal large subunit assembly. NCBI's taxonomy places the organism in Eukaryota, Metazoa, Arthropoda, Insecta, Hymenoptera, Braconidae.
UAGUCUCCACGUGAUUAAUAAUUAUAUCAUAAUUAAUACUAUAUUUAAUUACAAAAAUGAUAAAUAAAUCAUUAAAAAGAAAUGCUCCACCAACAAAAGAGGUAGAGCCAUCAGUUGGAUUACCAGAAAAACGAUCAUCUGAUGAGCCUCCAGCAAAAAAAGUCAAAUGGAUAAAUCGACAACGAGUAUUAAUGCUUGCAUCACGUGGAAUAAAUCAUCGUGAUCGUCAUUUAAUGGAAGAUAUAAAAAAUCUAAUGCCUCAUCAUCGUACUGAAGCCAAGAUGGAGAGACAAAAAAAUCUUCAAGUUAUCAAUGAAAUAUGUGAAUCUAAAAAUUGUAACAAAGCAAUAUUAUUUGAAGGAAGACGUAAACGUGAUCUUUAUUCUUGGCUUUCAAAUAGUCCAGUUGGUCCAUCAGCAAAAUUUAUGGUUGAAAAUGGCAAGUGUUAA